Molecule: messenger RNA, 2536 nt
Organism: Amblyraja radiata (thorny skate)
Lineage: Eukaryota; Metazoa; Chordata; Chondrichthyes; Rajiformes; Rajidae
Gene: tk2
Product: thymidine kinase 2
Exons: 10
Coding region: 203-985 (260 amino acids)
Biological process (GO): nucleobase-containing compound metabolic process
Cellular component (GO): cytoplasm; mitochondrion
Molecular function (GO): deoxynucleoside kinase activity; ATP binding
Source: RefSeq, a predicted model, not a curated record
CGGCCCGCGCAUAAUGCGGCGUUUAAGAAGGAAUUGCAGAUGCUGGAAAAUCGAAGGUAGACAAAAGGGCUGGAGAAACUCAGCGGGUGCAGCACCAUCUAUGGAGCGAAGGAAAUAGGCAACGUUUCGGGCCGAAACCCUUCUUCAGACUGAGGCUCCGGCUCCCGGUUUAUGUGCCGGUUCUUCACCAGAGGCUCAGUUGAUGUGUGUGUGGAAGCUGCGGAAUAUGGCUGUGUGGUGCUGGAAGCGAUUUCACCAGCUGCUGAAACUGACCAGCCUCCGCGGUUGUGCAGCCCGUUUUCUCAGCGGUGGAUUGGUGGAGGAUAAGAAGUUGGUGAUCUGUGUUGAAGGGAACAUCGCAAGUGGGAAGACUACGUGCCUGCAAUACUUUGCAAAGUAUAACAACAUUGAGGUGCUACUGGAGCCAGUGUCAAAGUGGAGGAACCUCUGGAAUCACAACCUGCUGAGUCUGAUGUAUGAAGAUCCAUCGCGCUGGGCGAUCACACUACAGACUUACGUACAACUGACCAUGUUGCAGCAACACAGUCGGCCUCAGACAAUACCGGUCCGAAUGAUGGAGAGGUCCAUUCACAGCGCCAAGUACGUCUUUGUGGAGAACCACUACAAAAGCUCCAUCAUGCCUCCUGUAGACUAUGCCGUGCUGUCCGAGUGGUUUGAAUGGAUCGUAGCAAACCACAACAUUCCAGUUGACUUGAUAGUGUACCUGCAGACCUCACCGGAGACUUGUUACCGGAGACUGAAGUACAGGUGUCGGAGUGAGGAGACCAUUAUCCCAGUGGAAUACUUGCAAAGUCUCCACCAACUUUAUGAAGACUGGCUGGUCAAGCAGACUUCGUUCAAAGUCCCUGCACCAGUACUGGUGAUUCCCGCUGACCUGGACCUGGUGGAGAUGCAGGCAGUGUAUGAAGCUCACAGGGAGAGGAUUCUCCACCCCAAUCCCACCGGCCUGCAGAAUCGGCACUGACCAAGAGGGGCAGAAGCCUGCGACCAAGGACCAAGGACCAUCAGCCGGUUGGACAAUUGGUUUACAAAAUGAGAACUGGAUCUCUGUUGAUUGAUCAGAAACUACAGGGCUAUUGGAGUUGCUGCUUCAAACACGUGACACAGUACUUGGCCACUUUGUCCAGCUGAUCCACAAGCUCUGUGUGGACCUCUUCCCACCUCCCUCCUCUCACUCACUCAGCAGACCCUAGUCCAUCCAAGCGGGAUGAACAGGUUAAUGUGCUUUUCAACCAGUCCAUGUGGUUUACACAAAGUCUGAAGAAGGGUCCCGACCCGAAACAUCACCUAUCCACGUUCUCCAGAGAUGCUACCUGACCUGCUAAGCUAUUCCAGCACCUUGUCCCUUUUUUGUAAACCAGCAUUUGCAGUUCCUUAUCUGCCAGAGGAGGUAGUUGAGGCAGGUACGUACGUGGACAGGAAAGGUGUCGAGGGAUAGACACAAAGUGCUGGAGUAACUCAGUGGGUCAGGCAGCAUCUCUGGAGGAAAAGGAUGGAUGAUGUUGUGGGUCGGGACCCUUCUUCAGAUGCGUUUGGUUUUUCCUGACCUGAAACGUCACCUAUUCCUUUUCCUCCAAAGACGCUGCCUGAUCAGCUGAGUUACUCCAGCACUUGUAUCCAAUCCUUGUUGACGCCUGGAGUUUGACCACAAUAAAUAGCAGGGCUGUAAUGGUAACUAAUGUGGUCUCACAUGGAUAAAGCACGGAAGCAGGCCCAUCUGCCCAUCUAGUCCAUGCUGACCAAGGCUCUGUCCCAUUUACCCAUGUCUGGCCCAUAUCCCUAUUAAACCUUUCCUAUCCACGUACUUGUUCAAGUGUAUUUUAAGUGCUGUUAUAGUACCUGCCUCAACUACCUCUGGCACCUCGUUCCAUAUACCGACCACCCUCUGAGUGAAAACAUCAUGCCUCAGGUUCCUAUUAAGCUUUGCCCCUCACUUUAAAUAUCAUCUGGUUCUUUAUUCUCCACCUCUGGGUAAAAGAUUGUGCAUUCAUCCUAUCUAUCCACUUCAUGAUUUUAUACACCUCUCCAAGAUCACCCCUCAGCCUUCUACACUCCAAGGAAUAAAGCCCUAGCUUGCCCAACCUCUCCCUGUAGCUCAGGCCCUCGAGUCCUGGCAACAUCCUCAUAAAUCUUCUCUGUGCCGAACCGAACGCAGAACUCCAAAUGUGAUCUCACCAAUGUCUUGUACAACUUAACAUCCCAUAUUCUCUACUGUACUCAGUAGCCUGACUGAUGAAGGCCAAUGGCCCAAACUCCUUCUUUACCAAUAUUGUUCUACUGGUGUCUCACUCUACGUUAGAACAUAGAACAGUACAGCACAGGAACGGGGCCCUUCGGCCCAUAAUGUUUCUGCUGAACAUGAUGCCGAGUUAAAGUGACUUAAUCUGCCUGUACAUGAACCAUACCCGUCUACUCUGCACUUCCACAUGUCUGGCUAAAAGCUUCUUGAAAAACCACUAUAAUUUCUGCCUCCACCACCACCCCUGGGAGAGCAUUCCCACACUGUUUUUUAUUU